This is a messenger RNA of Podarcis lilfordi (Lilford's wall lizard), 7976 nucleotides long. Lineage: Eukaryota; Metazoa; Chordata; Lepidosauria; Squamata; Lacertidae. The record is from the annotation of a GenBank genome assembly.
AUGGACAGAGAGAACAUCACGUCCAUGCUUUUAUUAGAGACAGUUUGUUCUGUCUGCCAGACUUGUUUCCGUGAUCCUGUGAUCCUAGACUGCGGGCACAAUUUCUGCCGUCCCUGCGUGGCGAAGUGCGAGGAAUUUUGCGGGAGAGUCCUCUGCCCUCUGUGCAAAAAUCCUCAGCCGAGUCGGAAACAGAACAUGAAAUUGGGCACAGUCACUGAACUGUUCCAGCAGCUGACCGUGUGUGCAAGACAAGCGUCAAGAGAGGAUGAAAUCUGCCUGCAGCAUGAGCAGCCCUUGAUUUUUUUUUGUAAGCGCGACAAGGCCCUCCGCUGCUCGAAAUGUGUUGAAUCCGUGGAGUCUCCAGCUGUUCUGGGUGUGGCAGAAGCUGUCCAAGAAUACAAGGUGGGGUUCCUCUAUAGGUGAGAUUUGAGGGGUGGGGAGAAAUAAUCUUUGCAUGUUUUAAACAAGGUGGCUGAGCUAGAGGAGGACUGUGGAUAGGGAGAGAGCUUGUUCCCUGAGGCUGUGUACACAUUAUACCUUUAAAGCAUUCUCUCCAACCCCCUCAGAGAAUUGUGGGAGCUGUAGUUAACCACUCACUGAGUUACAAUUCCCGGCAACCCUUUAACAAACUACAAUGCCCAAAAUUCUUUGUGGGGUGGAAGGAAGUUAUUUCAAUGUGCUUUAAAGGCAUAUCGUAUAUGGAGCCUGUCAUUGGAUAGGCUCGUUUAUGUUCUGUGUCUAAUGAAGUUGUCAGCUUGGCUAGGACGUAAGUCUUGUCCUGGCCUUGGGGACAAGGGGAGCACUGUGUGGUUUGCUGAGGGGUUUGCUGGGAAGAGGGCAUAGGAGACUGGGAAGCUAAUGAAUUGGAGUCCAGGAGCAAACUGAGUGGGGAAGAGGCAAAUGCCUUGAAAGAGGAAAUCAAAAUGAGGAGGACUGACUAAAAAUGCAAGCAACUGAGAAUAAGGACCAUUUUACAGGGUUUAGUUUUUGGAAGGUCGUUGCUUUGGUUUUGGGCCUUGCCCUCUAGUACUUGCAGGAGAACUUCUAAAAGGCCCAUUUUUUCUUUUCAGGAUUGUUACAUUCAGUACGCAGACACUAUAAAGAAGGAAAAAGAAGAGAUAAUGGCACACAAGUUAAGCACAGACCUGGAAAGCCAAUCGAUGCUUGUAGGUAGCCACUUUCACUGGGAAGCGAUCAAGUCGAACUGGGCUUCUUCAAAUGGUCUUGUGGAUUGUUAGAGGUGGCGCUGUGGGUUAAACCACAGAGCCUAGGACUUGCCAGUCAGAAGGUCGGCAGUUCGAAUCCCCGCGACGGGGUGAGCUCCCGUUGCUCAAUCCCUGCUCCUGCCAACCUAGCAGUUCGAAAGCACGCCAAAGUGCAAGCAGAUAAAUAGGUACCGCUCCGGCGGGAAGGUAAACGGCGUUUCCGUGCGCUGCUCUGGUUCGCCAGAAGCGGCUUAGUCAUGCUGGCCACAUGACCCAGAAGCUGUACGCCGGCUCCCUCGGCCAGUAAAGCGAGAUGAGCGCCGCAACCCCAGAGUCAGCCACGACUGGACCUAAUGGUCAGGGGUCCCUUUAACUUUUAUUGGUCCUAUUAUAAAUUAAAUAGUUAUAUUUCUGGGCUUCUUUGUGUUUUGUUUCUGGAAGCUGGGAGUGAAAGCUUUCCAGGGCAGGGAUAGCCAAUGCCGCACUCUCAGGGUGCUGUUGGUCUGCACCUCCGCUCCCCCCUUUGUUGACAAUUGGCCAUGCUGGCUGGGGCUGAUGGGAGUUGUAGUCCAACAACAUCUGCAGGGCACCAUAUUACCUAUCAUGAACAGUUCAGCCUGAACUAUGUUCUUUCCUGGAAACGUACUGUUGGUGACAGAUAAGACAACUUUUAUGCUGGCCCCAAGGCAUCACAUGCUGGGCACCUAGGUAAUAUGGAUGGGCUGUUAAGAAUCAUUCCUGUUAAUGUACAACUUGAUGCAUUUUUAUGGGGUUGGGGAGCAUGUUGAGAUUUAUUUAUUACAGUGGUACCUCGAGUUACAGACACUUCGGGUUACAAAUUCCACUAAACCAGAAGUAGUACCUUGGGUUAAGAACUUUGCCCCAGAAUGAGGACGGAAAUCACGCGCCAGUGGUGCGGCGGCAGCGGGAGGCCCCAUUAGCGAAAGCGAGCCUCAGGUUAAGAAUGGUUUCGGGUUAAGAAAGGACCUCCGGAACGAAUUAAGUUCGUAACCCGAGGUACAGUCAUACCUCAUGUUACGUCUGCUUCAUGUUACGUUCUUUCAGGUUACGUCCCACGGUGACCCAGAAGUACCGAAAAGGGUUACUUCCGGGUUUCACCACUCGCGCAUGCGCAGAAGCGCAAAAUGACGUCAUGCGCAUGCACAGAAGUGGCGAAUCGCAAACCGCGCGUGCACAGAUGUGCCGCUGUGGGUUGCACUCUUUUCAUGUUGCGAACAGGCAUUCGCAACCAGAGGUACCACUGUACUAUAUUAUUAUUAUUAUUAUUAAUGUGAAUCAUUUUAAAAGACAUACUGUUUUUUUCGCUCUAUAGGACGCACCCGACCAAAGGACGCACCUAGUUUUAGAGGGGGAGAAAAAGAAAAAAACAUUCUCUCCCUCUCUGUGUAGCGCCCCUUCAGCGAAGUGGCAGGAGAAAUGGAGCCCCUUCCAUUCCUCCUCCCGCUUCGCUGAAGGGGCGAAGCACCUCUGCUGCGAAGCCAAGAGAGCAAGAGGGAUCGGUGCGCACCGAUCCCUCUUGCUCUCCUUGCUUCAGUGAAAGCAACGCGAAGCCUCCGGAGCCCGGAGGGAGCGCUCCCACUGCGCUUCGGAGGCUUCGCGUUGCUAUCGCUGAAGCUAUGGAGUCUGCAUUUGCUCCAUAAGACGCACACACAUUUCCCCUUAAUUUUUGGAGGGGAAAAAGUGUGUCUUAUAGAGCGAAAAAUAUGGUACCCUCCUUCCUCAGAGGCUUUUGUAGGGAUGUCUCUGUGUGUGUGUGUGUGUGUGUGUGUGUGUGCGCGCGCGCGCGCGCGUGUGCGCUUUGGUUAUGUUUAAAGAAUUCCUUUUGUAUACCACUUGCGUCCUAAUGCUGUGCUGACCAACUUCCUGUCUUCCAAUGUGCUUCCUCCCCCACAUCCCCACUUCCAAAACAUCUCCAUCUGCUUCUUGAAGGAAAAGGCAGAAAUCAUCAAGCAAAGGAUGACGUCCGCUUUCAAGGAAAUAAACGAGUUUCUGGCACAACAAGAGAAGUUUCUUCUUGCCCAACAUGCGGAGAUGAUGCUGGACAUUGCGAGGGGAAGGGACAAGCACGUGGUCAGACUGUUUCGGCGUGUCGCCUUUCUGGAUAGCAUCCUCGAGGAGAUGGAGAAGUGUCACCGGACGCCAAAUGAGCUCCUGAAGGUUAGGCUGUGGCAGAACUGGCAGGGGCUUUUCUCUUUGGGGUGGGCUGGUACCAAACUCUCAAUUCACUUUACCACAGGCAGCCUUAUAGCCACUUUGCGAUUCCACUCCUUGUUAAAAACUGUUUCACUCUGCAAAUCUCAGGCUCUUCUUGGUGCUAGCUAGUGAUGAGCCUCUGAAUGUCUUCUUGUGUACUUUAUUUAUUUCUGUUUCUAUCUCUAUUAAAUUUUUUACCUAUCCUUCACCAUGAGGACCUGGGGAAGGUUACAUCCAUUAAAAAAUAAUACAUUUAAAAAUACCUCGUUUUGAGUCCGGGAUCCGUUCUGGAGCCCCGGAUGCUAGACGAAAAGGAUGCAUGACAAAGCGCCGCUCUGUGCACUUGUCCAGAGUAGUUUGCGCUUCUGCACAUGCUCAAAGCGCGAUUUAAUGCCUCUGUGCAUUCACGAGCAGCAAACCUGGAAGUAACUCAUUCCGGUACUUGCGGGUUUGCUGCGGACAUUCGACAAAAUGGAGGCUUGGCAAGGCAGACUCAAAAUGAGGUGCCACUGUAUUAAAAUUUCUGGGGGUUGGGCAGGGCCUCAUAUAUCUCCUAUGCUGACCUGCCUCACAAGGUUGAUGUUUAGAUAAUAAGAGAAACACCCACAUAUGCUGUUUCAAGUUCCUGGGAAGAAAUGAUUAAUAUAUAUAUAUAGGCUUGGAUUGUUUUUGGGUUGGCUAAAUUUUUGUGAAACAUCUCUCACUGCUGUGCCACAAAAUGUUGGAAGCGAAGGUUCCCUUCUUUGCCAUAUAAAGUAGACUGCCAUCAGCUGCUAUUUUGUGAACGUUGUUAAUAUUGCUUUACGGAUGUAGUGAUUAAUCAUAUAAUGCGACUUUUGCUUUAAUUAUGAUGUUUAGCUUUCUUUUUUUAGCUGCUGCCUUGUUUUAUAGAUCAUCAUUGUUUUUCUGAUUGGUUAAUUAUUCUAUAUGACUUAGGCUGUAUUUGUGGUGUUCUAUUGUUUCUUUAUUGCUUAUUGUUAUUUAUUGUUUGUAAGCCACUUUGGGAUUUAUUUGAAUGAAAAGCGACAUAGAAAUCUAAUCAAUCAAAUCAGGGAGCAUUGCUCUCUGAAAUCUUCCAGAAUUGCCUGAAGCAGGAACUGAACUACAUCUCUCUCUUUCUCCCCUCUCCCCCCUCUCUUUCUCUCUCUCUUUAUAGGGUGUUAGACGCACCUUGGAGAAGUAAGUGGGUCCCAUAGCAACACACAUCCUGCAGAGUAAAACAUAUUGGAAGUUCUGGCUUAAUAUUGUGGGUUUGUAAUGGACACUUGUCCCAGUUCUGGUCCUUUUUUCCAUCUGGUUCUAGACUUGGAUGGCCUUUGGGUUCCUAAAAGCCAUAGUCCCAGCCCCAUGUUACCUCCAUACCCUGCCUGUAAACCUGAGGUUUUCUGAUGAACGUAUCAUCCUUGGUUAACAGUUAGCAAACACAGUUGGCUGUUGCUGCUGCUCUACACCCAACAUGGGAGGGACAAAUGGGUAAAUGCGAAUAAAUAAAUAAACUUAACUCAAAGUAGAAACUGUAAAGAUUUAGACAGAUUUUUCUGAGCACUUGAGGUCAAAAGAACGGUAAUUGAAAACAACUGUUUUCAAAACAUUUCAUUCCGAAUCUCCUAGACAGAGAGGUUGAUGACAGGUGGUUGUCCUGCUCUCGCCCCCCAAAUAAAUCCUGGCUACACCCAUGACUCCCAAAAACCUUGAAACAAACCCUACACAUUAUUCCCCGUCCCCACAGCCUCUCCUUGGAGCAGAGGGAGAGGAGGUUGUAAUUUAGGCCAGGUAAUGAGAGAGGGUAACCAGAAUGCUUCACUGCUAUGCAUACAGCAAUUGGUAGGGGUCAGGAAUAUUCCAUUGAAUUUGGGUCUCUGGCUAUAGUCCAGAUUGAGCUCAUUUGCUCUUUACUGCUUCUGUAUUGUGAGGUUGGUUGCUUAAAAAAUAAAUCUUUUCCAGAUUUGAGAAGGAGUUUGCGAGUCCAGUGGCUUUUCCACCAGUAAAGCGAUGGGGACUCUAUGGCUGGCAUGAUUUGACGUUUCUUCUGCACUCUGCUGUAGAAAAAUUCGCAGGUGAGAGAAGGGCUGGGGCAAAAAAAGUUAAAAUAGUACUCCAAAAGUGUGUGUCUGCUGCUUUAGUCCUUGAGCCUGGCAGGAUGAAUGGGCAAUUCUGAGCAUUGCUUGUGAAGUUGGCAAUAGUUAACUGUGUGGAGGGCAGUGGUAAAAAUGGCUUUUUAGAAGAGUUUGGAAGAGUUUGGAUUUGAUAUCCCGCUUUAUCACUACCCGAAGGAGUCUCAAAGCAGCUAACAUUCUCCUUUCCCUUCCUCCCCCACAACAAACACUGUGUGAGGUGAGUGGGGCUGAGAGACUUCAAAGAAGUGUGACUGGCCCAAGGUCACCCAGCAGCUGCAUGUGGAGGAGCAGAGACGCGAACCCGGUUCCCCAGAUUACGAGACUACCACUCUUAACCACUACACCACACUGGCUCUCUCUUUUAGAUCUUGUUUUGGAAUUUUGUUACCUAGGACAGGGUCAGGGAAGCUUUUGCAGCCCAGGUUUCCUUCUGGGUGAUCUUCUGAGGGCCACAUUCCAGUGAUGGAGGGGGCCAGAAGCAGAGGCGGUGGAGCAGCAUCUGAAGAUGUUUCUGCACUCAUUCACAUGUGCCUCUCUGUCCUCCACGCAAGCAAGAGGCUUUGUGAAAUGUUCAAGGACGCAUGGCAGAUGGGCAAAAAGUCUGAGUGUGAAGCAGUGGGUGGGGAAAGAACUGUUUGAAUGAGUUAUGUGCUUUUGCUUAAUGUGUGUUCUUUCCCCCCUAGGCACUCUGAUAUCUGGAUAUGAAAUACAGGAAGGUAAACCAAUGGGGGCCCAAAUUCACAGGAUGGCUAGUUGGAAUAAUACAUUUUAGCCAUCAGGUGAUGGGCUGAAGAGGAACACUUUAAAAAGAGUUCCUCCUGAAAGUUGUUAAUGAGGGCAAAGGAUGUACCUCAUUCCAGAAAUUGGGAACUAACCCCCAGAAGGCCUGGUCACAAGUCAACACCAUCAUUAUGGUGCCAUCGCUGUUUUCUAUUGCCAGGCAAACAUACACUAGUAUUUACCCAGGCCUCUGGAUCUUAAUUUUCUGCUUGUCUUUUAGUUGAGUUUGAUCUGCUCUUUUAGAUAGAUUAUUGGUGCAUUUUAGGUUGUGCUCGCUCUUGCUCACAAGUCACUUUGAGUUGACCUUUCUGAAGAAAAAGUGAUUAAUGAAUAUGAUAAAUAAUAGCCAGGCAGCCCCGAACAGCAGCACAAUGAACUUGUUCAUAAGGCACAAUAUCAGGUUGUUGAUUUUUCAUCUGGAACUCUCCGGAACUCAGUUCUGGCACCUCUUAGGUGGGCACCAUUGCCAUUCUAAGAGAACAAGGGAAGUGUUCACAGUGAAUUCUGGCACCUCUUUUCCCAGAAAAAUAGCACUGUACGAUGGAUGAGGAGUGAAGGGUGCUCUUUAGACAGACUUUGGAGCCAGCCACAGCUGGACCGCUUUUCUCCCUAGUUCAGGUUAUGAAUUGUUCUCAGCCUGACUGCUGGUUUCGCCAUAAUUUACAUUCUCCUUCUCUCUGCCUUCUAGCAAGCGUGACUUUGGAUCCAGACAUGGGUAGCCCGCAGUACUCCCUAUCUGAUGAUCUGAAAAGUCUGUGGAAAGAUGGCCCUCUAGAUCUGCCUGGGUCUGGUGAUGUCCCUGGCCUCCUUCCUUUUGCAUUGGGAUGUAAUGUAUUCACCACAGGCCGCCACUGCUGGGAAGUCACGGUGCACGGUGAGAACGACUGGGCUGUGGGCGUGACCAGGAUUUCUUUGAAGAGGAAGAAGAGAAGCACAGCUGUCUUUAGCCCCUCAGAAGGGAUCUGGGCGAUAGGCAAGUGGAAAGGCGGCUAUGCAAUGUUCACCUCUCCCAAAACUCCUGUGCCCAUGAGCGGAGAGGUGCUGAAGAGGAUCAGAGUGUCCUUGAACUGUGAUGGGAAGCAGGUGUCUUUUGCCAAUGCUGACAGUGGCGCUGUGCUUGCCAAGUUCCAGACAGCUUCAUUCUUGGGGGAGUCCCUUCUCCCCAUCUUCUGGUUGGACGGAAAAACCUGCCUCUCUGUCUCCUGAGGCAGCCAUGCUUCACCCCACAGGCCCUCCUGCCCACUGACCUCCAGCCUCUCGUUCCUCACUUCACAUUUCCCUCUACCACUGUUCCUCACCCCUGACUCCACCAUCCAUGGAAAUGACUCUUCUCGUGGUGUGGCAUCGUAGGCCGAAUCUCUGUAUUCGCCUUGGCCGUUUGCUUAGUACGUUUAAGGGAGUUUCUCAGCCAAUGAGGGGCCUUCUGUGAGAUUUUUGUUUUUCCCAGCAAGAGAAGAGGAUCCUGAUAUGAGGAGGGUUGGGGGUUGAACCCGGUAAAUUCAGGGUUUAGUAUUCCAUAAGAGAACACUCCUGUUUUAUUCACCACAAUUUGUUUUAUAGUUGUGAAUGAAGCAAAUGUUCAUUUUUUUAAAGAACAAAGAGCACGUGUGUUCACUUUUUUGUUUUGUUUAGGGCAUGGGAAUGGUGAAUUUGGGAUGGC